GUUCACCAGUCAAACAUUCAACAUGAAGCCAAUUGUCUCCUUUUUGGUGGUGGUUCUGAUCCUGUCUCUGGGACCUGCGAGCGGAGUUCCAUUUCGCGGGUACGAUGAGCGCCAACUUUACCAAUCGCAAAGAAUGAUGCCAUUGUCCAAAAAUUUGACACUUCACGAGCGUAUUGAAUUUAGCGACGAUUGUCAGGCAAUUGGAACGGAUUGCCAAUUGGCGGAACAGUGCUGCACCAAAGUAUGUCUCGUGAUGACCAUGCGAUGUUCUAUUCCUUAAUAACUUUAAACCCUCUUAACAACAACAAGAGAUUU
This is a messenger RNA of Drosophila guanche, 315 nucleotides long. RefSeq lists its product as uncharacterized. Bases 23 to 280 code for a protein of 85 amino acids. NCBI's taxonomy places the organism in Eukaryota, Metazoa, Arthropoda, Insecta, Diptera, Drosophilidae. The transcript is spliced from 2 exons. The record is from RefSeq and is a predicted model, not a curated record.